AUGGUGGCCAUGUCCAUGGCCGACGGCUACGCCAGGCUGACGGGCAAACCUCAAUGUGUUAUUGUCCACGUUGAUGUCGGAACUCAGGGCCUCGGCGCUGCUGUGCACAACUCUUCCACGGGCCGAGCCCCAGUCUUCGUUUUCGCUGGUCUCUCUCCAUUUACAUUGGAGGGCGAGCUCCGAGGCAGUCGGACCGAGUAUAUCCAUUGGAUCCAGGAUGUGCCCGAUCAGAAGCAGAUUCUCGCGCAGUACUGUCGCUACUCAGGCGAAGUCAAGACUGGCACCAAUGUGAAACAAAUGGUGAACCGCGCUCUGCAAUUCUCCAAGUCGGACCCUCAAGGGCCGGUAUAUCUCUGCGGUGCCAGAGAAGUCAUGGAGGCUGAAAUUGAGCCGUACUCCAUCUCACAGGAAGAAUGGGAUCCCGUUGAGCUCGGCGGCCUGCCGUCAAAGGCCGUGGACAAGAUUGCCGAAGCGCUGGCCGGCGCCAAGGAACCGCUAAUCAUCACUGGCUACGGCGGCAGGGAUCACAAGUUCCCCGGCGCACUGGUCGAGCUGGCCAAUGCAGUCAAGGGUCUGCGAGUUCUGGACACUGGCGGAAGCGACAUGUGUUUCCCUGCAGACCAUCCCGCAUGGCUCGGCCUCAGGUUUGGAUCAGACGAGGCAAUCAAGACGGCCGAUGUCAUACUUGUCCUGAACUGCGACGUGCCUUGGGUCAACACGUUGUGCCACCCGCGCAAAGAUGCUAGGAUUUUCCACGUUGAUGUUGAUCCGUUGAAACAGCAAAUGCCUGUUUUCUACAUCAAGGCCGAGUCGAGGUACCGCGCAGACAGCCUGGCCGCCGUUGGUCAGAUCACGGGAUCAGCUCAAGUCAGACAAAUUGGCGUCUCUGCUCAACAGCAAGGAAGCCGAAGACCCGUGGCAUGCAGUUGCAGGAAUCUACAUCCUGGGUCGUGGAUCAACUGCGGCGGCGGCGGUCUAGGAUGGUCCGGCGGAGGAGCGCUGGGCAUCAAGCUGGCGAGUGCCGCUGAGAACGGCGGCAGGGGCAAGUUUGUGGUCCAGAUUGUGGGCGACGGGACCUUCUUGUUCUCGGUCCCAGGAAGCGUCUACUGGAUUGCGAAGCGGUACAACAUUCCAAUCUUGACCAUCGUCUUGAACAACAAAGGUUGGAACGCACCACGGCGGUCGCUUUUGCUCGUUCAUCCCGACGGCGCUGGCGCUAAGGCAUCGAAUGAGGAGAUCAACAUUUCCUUUGACCCAUCGCCUGACUACGCAGGCAUUGCCAAGGCAGCGGCGGGUGGUGACCUGCUGGCUGCGAGGGUGGGCCAUGUGGAGGAACUCGAGGGCAUGUUGAAGAAGGCGAUUGAAACGGUUCAGGGAGGACAAUCGGCUGUUCUCGACGUCAAGGUUACGAGUGGCUGUUGAGCGAACGAGCAAAAGCCGCAGGAGAGUGAUGAUUAUCACCACACAAAGAGGGUGUUCGGGCCCAAUACUGCCGUACAUGGGUGCCGUUCACG
Verticillium alfalfae VaMs.102 is the source of this 1514-nucleotide messenger RNA. Its product is annotated as acetolactate synthase. Gene Ontology annotation, molecular function: magnesium ion binding; acetolactate synthase activity; thiamine pyrophosphate binding. NCBI's taxonomy places the organism in Eukaryota, Fungi, Ascomycota, Sordariomycetes, Glomerellales, Plectosphaerellaceae. The transcript has 4 exons. The coding region runs from base 1 to 1422 and encodes 473 amino acids. The record is from RefSeq and is a predicted model, not a curated record. Gene Ontology annotation, cellular component: acetolactate synthase complex; mitochondrion. Gene Ontology annotation, biological process: L-valine biosynthetic process.